AUGGCACCACAGAAGGAAGUCGUUCUUAGGCUAGCCUCAAUGCGCUACUUGAAGGCUGGCGUCUCGGAGGAGGACUUCCAUGAGUACUCCACCAACUACCAUGCACCCAAGGCAGCUAUCAUCCAGGCGCGCCAUGGCGCUCUCAGGGUCUCCCAAAUCCAUUCACCAACUGCCCUUCGCAACCUCUUCAAAGAGAAAUUGCCAUGGGUUGUCAGGCCAGGCUGGAAGGUUGAUGACCAUGACAUAUCAGUCGCAGUUUGGGUCCGCACGUCGGAGCAAAUGCAGGCGAUCGUCACUGAUCCAGACUUCCAGUCGUUGAUCGCAGGCGAUGACAAGAUCAUCGAUGUGGAAAAUGUAACGGUUACGGCAGGGUGGGAGGAGGUUUAUAUUGAGGACGGCAAGAUCGUGAACAUUGAGGAUGGGAAGAGCCUGUAUCCGCCGUUCGCAGAGUGCGUCAAGGUUGGAGAUUUGAGUGUGCGCAGCGAGGUGACAGCGGAGGAAGCCAAGAACAUCUAA
This is a messenger RNA of Alternaria arborescens, 516 nucleotides long. RefSeq lists its product as hypothetical. The coding region runs from base 1 to 516 and encodes 171 amino acids. The transcript has 2 exons. The record is from RefSeq and is a predicted model, not a curated record. Gene Ontology annotation, molecular function: oxidoreductase activity. NCBI's taxonomy places the organism in Eukaryota, Fungi, Ascomycota, Dothideomycetes, Pleosporales, Pleosporaceae.